Molecule: messenger RNA, 462 nt
Organism: Prunus armeniaca (apricot)
Lineage: Eukaryota; Viridiplantae; Streptophyta; Magnoliopsida; Rosales; Rosaceae
Source: the annotation of a GenBank genome assembly
AUGAAUGAUUCACUGUCUAAAGAUGUGAAUGAUUUAUCGUGCAAUUAUUUUCAGCAGAACAGCAUAAGAGAUGAAACACGUAGGCUAUCAAGGUUGUUCUUCUGUCCAAAGAUGUGGAACCUUCCUUGUACAGGAAGCUUAUUUAAUCACAACUCGAUUGAAACUCUCAUUGGAUCCAACUACACCAAAUGGAGGGAAGAUGUGGAAAUUGCUCUAGGAUUGCUGGACUAUGAAAUGGCUAUUGAAGAAGAACCUGAUGCAGAUGCAUCUGCUGGAGCAAAAGCAAAAUAUGCCAAAUGGGUUAAGGCAAACAAAAUGGCUAUUCUAAUUAUGAGAAUGUCAAUUUCACCAUCUGUCAGGGGAAGUAUUACAUCAUCUGAUAAUGCCAAGAAGUUUAUUGAUUCUAUUGGGGAGAAGUUUCGAGAAUCAGAAAAGGCUGAGAUUGGAACUCUAAUGGGAUAG